GUUCUAGUCUCUGUGGUGGCUCUCUCUGGCUCUCUGCUCUGUUCUAGCCUCUCUCUGGCUCUCUUUGACUCUCUCUGGCUCUCUCUGGCUCUCUCUGGCUCUCUUUGACUCUCUCUGGCUCUCUCUGGCUCUCUUUGACUCUCUCGGGCUCUCUCUGGCUCUCUGCUCUGUUCCACUCUUUCUCUCGCUGCAACUGAAGUCCUGAUUAGACGACUGUAACGUCCUGAUCACUGGACUCUCCAAACGAGAAACAGAACAGAACAUCCAGAACAUCCAGAACAUCCAGAACAUCCAGAACAUCCAGAACAUCCAGAACAUCCAGAACAUCCAGAACACUGCUGCUCGGUGUUUUUGAUCAUGGAGGUAAGCCCCGCCCCUCAGACCACAGAUGUUGACCUCACAGAUGACCUUGGACAGAGGCUGGAGGACAUCAUCAGCACUUAUCAGAGCCCUCCCUCAGAGCCCCCCACCCAAGGGCUUCCAGCUGAAGGGAAGGUGACGGCACCUCCACCCUCCCAGACCCCCUCAGAGCCCCCCGCAGACCAGGACGACUCAGAGGAGCUUGCACCCAUCAGCAGAAAAGGCCAGAAACCCGAGAAGAAGAUGCUCAAGAACCUGGGGAAAGAGGCCAUGCAGCUGAUGCAGAGUCUCAACAAACUGGAGACACCGGAGAAGAAGCUGGAGGCUGUGAUCAAGAAACACGCAGAACUGCUGGAGGAGCACCGCAGUGAUCAGAAACAGCUCAAGUUGCUGCAGAAGAAGCUCCUGCAAGUUCUGAAGGAGAAGGAGCAACUUCAGGGGGAGCACAGCCGCGCCGUGUUAGCACGAAGCAAACUGGAAGGACUGUGCCGCGAGCUACAGAGGCACAACAAGACACUGAAGGACGAGACGCUGCAGCGCUGCAGAGAGGACGACCUGAAGAGGAAGGAGAUCACCAGCCACUUCCAGGGAACGCUGUCGGAAAUCCAAGCCCAGAUCGAAGAACACAGCAGCCGGAACACCAAGCUCCUGCAGGAAAACGGCGCCUUAGCCGACAAACUGAAGGGGCUGAUCACGCAGUACGACGCCAGGGAGGCUAAUCUGGAGAAAGUUUUUAAGCACCGAGACUUAAAGGAGCAGCUCCUGGAGACGAAGCUGAGCCAGGCCAACCUCCUCCUGAAGGAGGCGGAGGACAAGCACAAGCUGGAGAGGGAGCUGCUUUUGACGCAGACGGCUGAGUGUAAGCUGCAGAUGAAAGCUCUGAAGGAGCAGGAGGGAGAGAUGAGAGCGCAGUUGGACAUGUACUCCAGGAAGUUUGACGAGUUUCAAGGCACCGUCUCCAAGAGCAACAGCGUCUACAGCGGCUUCAAGCAGGACAUGGACAAAAUGUCGAAGAAGAUGAAGAAGUUGGAGAAGGAGUGUCAGUCCUGGAAAAGUCGUUUUGACAACUGCAACAAGAACCUGAUGGAGAUGUUGACAGACAAAACUCUGAAGGACAAAGAGCUGGAGUUGAUCCUGUUGAAAAACCAAAAACUGGAGAACCUUUGUCGUGCUCUGCAGCAAGAGAGGAAAGGUCUCCUGGACAAGAACCAGACAGAACCAGACCAUCCAGAACUAAACCAGGACUCCUACGCCCAACCCAAGCCCACAGAGGAGCAGUGUGUUGGGGCAGAGCAGACCGCAGACUCCCCCUCUUCUCCUCCAGAGGCUUCAGCAGCACCAGCAGCACCAACACCAGCAGCACCAACAUCAGCAGCACCAACACCAGCAGCACCAACACCAGCAGCACCAACAUCAGCAGCACCAACACCAGCAGCACAAGCAGAACCAACACCAGCAGCACCAGCAGAACCAACACCAGCAGCACAACCAGAAUCAACCCAAAAGGAAACACCAAAAACCAAAGAACUGGCCCGACUCAAAGCUCAACAAGCAAGACUUCAAGAGAUCGCAAACUCUUUCACGAUUUCCCAUGUCAUCCCCAAAGAAUAUCUGAGAGACGACGAUGAGGAGGGCCAGGAGGAAGAGGGGGCACAGGCAGCAGCUGUACCCCAGAACGAGGCCUGUUCCUGGGGAGAGAAGGUGAACGGAGAUGCCCCUGUCCUGGAGGAUGAGGAGCAGCAGAGGAGCAGAGAUCUGGAGAUGGAGUCUGUGGAUUGAACCAG
Messenger RNA from Periophthalmus magnuspinnatus, 2144 nucleotides. It is a transcript of the gene txlnbb, whose product is annotated as taxilin beta b. The record is from RefSeq and is a predicted model, not a curated record. Lineage: Eukaryota; Metazoa; Chordata; Actinopteri; Gobiiformes; Gobiidae. The transcript is spliced from 11 exons. Bases 358 to 2139 code for a protein of 593 amino acids. Gene Ontology annotation, molecular function: syntaxin binding.